This is a messenger RNA of Pelodiscus sinensis (Chinese soft-shelled turtle), 9282 nucleotides long. RefSeq names its product Rho GTPase activating protein 26 (gene ARHGAP26). NCBI's taxonomy places the organism in Eukaryota, Metazoa, Chordata, Testudines, Trionychidae. Gene Ontology annotation, biological process: signal transduction. The record is from RefSeq and is a predicted model, not a curated record. Gene Ontology annotation, molecular function: protein binding; GTPase activator activity. Gene Ontology annotation, cellular component: cytoplasm.
CAGCAGGUCUUGAGCCGAUUGGCUCCGGCUGGCGCAAGAGGAGGCCUCGCGUUCGAAAAAAAGAUACCCGACGUUCCAAUGGGAAGCGCGUUCGGAAAAAUGAUACACAACGUUCCAACGGGGAAGGGAAGCGUCCCGAUUGGUCCCGGAUGCCAUCAGGUCUGGCUGGGCUCACCAGCAGCUGCUGCCGAGUGAGGCCGCUGGGCUCCUUUGCUUCUCGCUCAGCUAGGGGAACUUUAGGUAGCAAGUAGCAUUGAAUGGGCUGGCAGACAGCAGAGGAGGCACCUUUGGGUUUGCAGCGUGCGUGGAAGCUCUCGCCAUGAGCAAUCCCCAGGCAGCAGCAACUGCUGCUACUGCAGCACGACCCCACUCCUCUUUGCUGCUCCUGUUCCCACCCCCUUGCAUCUGAGGCGGAUCCCAAAGAAAAUCCUGAGCCUCAUUAACUCUUCUGACCUGCUUAUUAUUUUUAAUUAAUUGAUUCUCCUCCGUCCCUCUAAGGUGCCACCGUGACACCAGGUGGGAGGAGAGCGGUGCUUUCCUGUGGAUAGUUUCGUUUUCUUUUCAAAGAGACUAAGGCAUAUACUUGUAUUUUUCUUUUUGUUUUACAAUUUAUUUGGUUGCACUAGUGGGAAUUGCUUCUUCGGUGGGAUUUUUUUAAAGGGGUUGUUGGAGGGGGGCGCGAAGAAGCCAUGGGACUACCUGCUUUGGAAUUUAGUGACUGCUGCUUGGAUAGCCCCCAGUUCCGAGAGAGGCUGAAAUCUCAUGAAGCUGAGCUGGACAAGACCAACAAAUUCAUCAAGGAGCUUAUCAAAGAUGGGAAGACACUCGUUGCAGCUCUCAAGAAUCUGUCUUCAGCAAAGCGGAAGUUUGCAGAUUCCCUAAAUGAGUUUAAAUUCCGGUGUAUAGGAGAUGCAGAAACAGACGAUGAAAUAUGCAUAGCAAAAUCUCUGCAAGAAUUUGCCACCGUUCUCCGGAAUCUUGAAGAUGAACGAAUGCGCAUGAUUGAGAAUGCUGGUGAGGUCUUGAUCACUCCACUGGAGAAGUUCCGCAAGGAGCAAAUCGGUGCUGCUAAGGAUGCCAAGAAGAAGUAUGACAAGGAGACAGAGAAAUAUUGUGGGGUCUUAGAAAAACACUUAAACCUCUCUUCUAAGAAGAAAGAAUCCCAGCUUCAAGAGGCGGACAGCCAAGUGGACCUGGUUCGACAGCAUUUUUAUGAAGUCUCCCUCGAGUAUGUCUUCAAGGUGCAAGAAGUCCAGGAGAGGAAGAUGUUUGAGUUUGUGGAACCUCUGCUGGCAUUCCUUCAGGGGCUCUUCACAUUCUAUCAUCAUGGCUAUGAACUCGCAAAGGACUUCAGCGACUUCAAGACAGAGCUGACAAUCAGCAUACAGAAUACAAGAAAUCGUUUUGAAGGAACCCGGUCAGAGGUGGAGUCCUUGAUGAAAAAGAUGAAGGAGAAUCCCCAUGAGCACAAGAACAUCAGCCCUUACACAAUGGAGGGCUAUCUCUAUGUCCAGGAGAAACGUCACUUUGGGACUUCCUGGGUAAAGCAUUACUGCACAUAUCAGAGGGAAUCGAAACGAAUCACCAUGGUACCAUUUGACCAGAAAUCUGGAGGAAAAGGGGGCGAAGAUGAAGCAGUCACUCUCAAAUCCUGCACACGACGGAAAACUGACUCGAUAGAGAAGAGGUUUUGCUUCGACGUGGAAGCAGUGGAUCGGCCUGGUGUGAUCACCAUGCAAGCACUUUCUGAAGAGGACAGAAGGCUUUGGAUGGAGGCUAUGGAUGGCCGGGAACCGGUCUACAAUUCGAACAAAGACAAUCAGAGUGAAGGCACUGCCCAGUUGGAUAAUAUCGGAUUCAGCAUUAUCCGGAAAUGCAUACAUGCUGUUGAAACAAGAGGGAUCAAUGAGCAAGGGCUCUACAGAAUUGUUGGAGUAAACUCCAGAGUUCAAAAGCUAUUGAGUAUCUUAAUGGAUCCCAAAACAGCCUCUGAAACAGAAACAGAGAUCUGUGCAGAGUGGGAGAUAAAGACUAUCACCAGUGCAUUGAAAAAUUACUUAAGAAUGCUGCCUGGGCCACUCAUGAUGUACCAGUUUCAAAGAAGCUUCAUCAAAGCAGCAAAGCUGGAGAAUCAAGAAUCCAGAAUCUCAGAAAUCCACAACCUUGUGCAUCGACUCCCAGAAAAAAACAGACAGAUGCUGCAGAUGCUUAUGAACCACUUGGCAAAUGUUGCUGCUAAUCACAAGCAGAAUCUAAUGACUGUUGCUAAUCUGGGGGUGGUAUUUGGACCAACACUGCUUCGACCUCAAGAAGAAACUGUUGCAGCGAUUAUGGACAUCAAGUUUCAGAAUAUUGUGAUUGAGAUUUUAAUAGAAAACCAUGAAAAGAUAUUUAACACUGUACCGGAGACGCUACCGCCAAACUCGCAGCUGCUGCUAUCUCGUAAGAAGAGUACUGAUUCAAAGCCUCCUUCCUGCAGUGAGAGACCCUUAACACUCUUCCACACGGGACAGCCCAAUGAAAAGCAGGAGACGAGGAACAGUAUCAUCAACUCCAGUCUAGAAUCUGUCCUCUCUUCGAACAUAAACAGCUUCCCCCACUCCAAUAGCACUCUCCAACCCAACCUGAACUCAAGUGACCCUGACCUAGAAGUAAUUAAACCCAGUCGACCAACCUCGCUCACUCAGAAUCCAAGCCCAACAUCACCCCUUUCACCGUCCUGGCCCUUGUUCUCUGCGCCAUCAAGUCCUAUGCCCACCUCCUCUACGUCCAGCGACUCAUCCCCCAUCAGCUCACCAUUCCGGAAAGCCAGAGCCUUGUAUGCUUGCAAAGCAGAACAUGACUCAGAGCUCUCCUUCACAGCAGGCACCAUAUUUGACAAUGUUCAUGCAUCUCAGGAGCCUGGCUGGUUGGAAGGAACUCUGAAUGGGAAGACGGGACUAAUCCCUGAAAACUACGUGGAGUUCCUAUAACAUAAAGCAACACUGCUGAUCUUUACAUGGUAUCCAUGACAACUGCUGAUUAGAGUGUUGCAGAUCAUUUGCUCUUUGCCACUGAAAUGCAGGGUGAAGGACUUUCCAGUUCCUAUUGAAAUUAAUGUUUAUAUGAAUGAGCAUGUGUAUGUCUCCUUCGGUGAUCUAUUGUAUACUGCAGAAGGGGUGGUCAGAGGCUCCAAAGAGGUCAUUCAACUCUUCCAACUUCUAGUAAAGGCAUGUGAUUCCUAUAGCCACUGCUCCCAUGUUCUCAACUUUUGUUCCUUUUUGUUGAGCCAUUGUAUCAGUGAAAGGAACAGGAAAGUGCAGGAGCUCAAAAGGAGCAUUAAUACCCAUUUCAAGGGCCUAUUCUGCAAACCCUUGAUGCAGAUGAGUAGCCCCCAGAUAUCAACCUUGACUUUAGUGGAACUGCUUCAGUGAGUGCAAUUAGCACAAUUCAGGAUGGGCGGAUUGGACCCUAAGCCACCAUUUCUCAUUGUAGGAAGGGGUUUAUAUGGGAGCGAAGAGACUUUUGCCAUUCCUUCCUCACAAAUUCUCCCCUCCUUGUCGAAUCAGCCAAAACAAAACUCUUCUUUGCUAACAGGAAAGCAAUCUCUCCUCCACAUAGCUGUGUGGAGGGGAGAGGUUAAGGUACAGUUUACAUACGUCAACCACUAACCAUUUCUGCAGCAGCAGUUUGCACAGCCCUGAGCCAUCCUCAGUCCAACCUUGACAAACAUCUAUUAUUCCCAUUCCCCGGUACUGACGAUAGCCCAACUUACUUACUAUUAUUUUUAAACGCCCUUUUUUUCUGAUGGCGAAAGCAAAGAUGAAAGGAGUUGAAUGAUCUCUGUGGGGCGAGCCCCGUCUCAGCUGUGAAUUUGCAGCGAUCUGAUGAGCAUCAGCACAAUGGAGAAGAGAAUAUUUUGGACCAAACCUCUCAUAACUUUUUUUUUUUAGAUUUAGAUUUAUGCUGGGUAAACAUCUGUGAUCUGUGCAGUCGGCAUUUCCUUCCUGGAAGGCAAGAUGCAGCUUAUGAUAAAUACCACUUGUUUUGCGUGACUGGCUGAUUCGUACUAUUACUUACUAAUCUACAUUGUAAAGAGAGGAACCCAUGUUCAUUGAAUUCCCGGCCCAUUCUUACGUCCAUUUUGGGUUACAUUCGCCAUUCGCUGCAGUUGCUUUUAUAGAUGGCGUCUUUGCUUGCAGCCUUGCUUUGCAGUCUGGUGAUGCCAUGUCCAUGCAGUAUACUGAUUAUACAAAGUAAAUAUUUUGUAAUUCUAUUUGUUCAUUUAACCAAUGCAAAGUUUAAGGAAAACAAACAAUUUGUCUUUUCAAUUAUUUUUAUUCUUCCCUUCCACUAUUUGAAAAUGUUGAAGCCUCCUCUGCUGAGUAUUUAAUUUGGGAUAAUGUCACUCCAGUCUUGUCACAUUCUCGACAAAGCGUCUGGCAUAGUCCUUAGUGCAGCUCAGAUGAUAUUCAAAAAAGAAAAGUCAGACUUUCCUGAUGUUAUGUCAAGUGCUACAACAUUUUAUAAUAGAAAAUCAUGAGAGAAGCUGGUGCCUUGGCAGGAGGAAUUUAUUUUUCUAACCAUCCCAUUAUCACAGAGAUGGGAAUGAGGGACUGGAUUUAUUUUCUUUUUUAAUUAUUUUUUAAGAACAUGAGUGCUUGAAUUGCUGAGUGUUUUACUUUUUAUUGUUGCAAAAGUAACAUGUAAAUAGAAUCGUUUGAUAUAUUAUGAGAGAAAGCUCUGUUUUUAAUUUCUAGCAGAGCUGUGCUGAGCUAGCUGCUAGAUGUUCCAUGGAUAUUUGAAACCAGUUUACAGGACAAAGCACACAGGCACACCGUCUAACCUUUAAACAUGUGAACCUUUUCCUGCCCUCCUUUGUUUUGUCACCUACUCUGCCAGCCAGCUGGAUUGAGUUUUUGUUCGCUUUUUAAUUUGAUUUACAUUAAUUAAACUUCCUGUAUUCUUAAGGACAUGCCCUUCCUCUUGCCAUUUUGUGUGCAUAUGUGUACAAUAUAUUAUACAUAAAAGAUAUGAUACAUACUAUGUGUUAUGCCAUCACAACCCUGUGUGUGGGAGAGAUAACACCUCCACAUCUCCAUGUGUGUUUCUUUAGCAAAGUAAAACCGAGCUAAGGAUUUUCUUUACCUCUGUAUGUGACAGAGAUGGGAGAUAGCAUAUCUUAGCUUUGUUGCAGUUUGCUUGCCUUUGCUUCAUCCAAAAAAAAAAAAGGCUAGAAAUCGUUGAAAAAAGAUUUUAAAAGAGUUAAAGAUGAAAAAGCAGAUUUCCAGCAUUUCCAACUUUAAAAAGAAAAAGCCAAGUACAAAAGUUAUUUUGGUAAAUCUCUCUUUUCACUGUUUGGCUUCUAAAAGUCGUUGCUUCCUGACUGUUCUGGGUUACUUUAGUGAGCUACCCUGUGUGAUUGUCUGUAAAUUGGAUACCACAAGAUCAGACCUUCUUUGAACAGGACUGAUUAGAUUGCCAGAAAAAUUACUGGCUACAACUAAACCUGCCCUAUAGUAUUUUCUGAUUUGAAAAGUAAUCAAAUUAAGAAGAUAAAAUGGCGAGAGGAGGGGGAUUUAUAAUGGGAUAAAGACGAGGUGGUUUCACCAAGAUGUUGCUGAUUUAAAUCCACCUCACAUGCUAGCAGCUAAAAUUUUUUACCAGCUGAUUUCUGUUUGGUAUCCUGAAUGAAAUUAUUUGGUUGGUCUUCAUCCAUAUCCCAGUGAACGAGAGUCUGUAUUGCAAUAUUCACUAUUACAGGCCUUGGCCUUUGUGUUGACAUUAACAAAGAAAAACCAAAGAAUUUGCAUGAGCAAGAGAGAGUGAACCAACUUCUCAACUCAGAGGUGAAAGACACCUCCCACUGUGAGCAGAAUGUUAUAAUGUGUGCUGCUAUUUUCUAUGUUUAACUGUUCUGUGGGUGAACAGAGGGUUUCAUCCUCCAUCACUGUCAGUCAGGCAUGUUUGUUCAGUUUUGUCCUCUUUUCGCAGAUGAUUUCUGGGUUCUGAAGCCCCUCCCUCACGUAAGGAGGUGGGAAUUUUGUUUCUUUGGGUUCCCCCCACCAAUCCUAGUCACUGGCAUAUUCACCAACAUUACAUUCCAUUAAAAAAAAUUGAAAGAUUUAAAACACUAAAACAAACCCAUUUGCUUUUUAAGGCAACUUGUCUGAAAGUAAUUUGUUUCCAUGAUGAGUUACCGUACUUUACAAAAUAAGAUAGUUCUGUGUAUUAAUCUCUUGUAAACAGGUCUUUUCAAUGACCCUGCCUAAAAGUCUCAUUAAAGUGAAUGGGACUCAUGCAAUUGGAGGCUUUGGCAACUGCUCUUAAAUAUAUACCUCUUCUUGCUCAAAUGGAUUCAAUGGCCAGCAAAGAAACCCAUUGGCUUUUUUACUGCUAGAUACAGGUCGUGUAAAAAUAAUCACUGGUAUCUGUGGUGUUUAGAUUAAAUCUUCUCUACCCCCUAUAGAAUGCCUAUAAUAUCAAUCAGGAAUGUCAUGUUAAUUUCAUAUGUUCAUUGCCUAUGUCAGUCAGUAACUGUGCAGCCGGCAUUUCCUUCCUGGAAGGCAAGAUGCAGCUUAUGAUAAAUACCACUUGUUUUGUGUGACUUGCUGAUUGGUAUCUUCGCUUACCAGUGCACAUUGUAGAGAGAGGAACCCAUAUUUAUUGAGUGCCCAGGACACAUGCCCAUUUUGGGUCCUAGUACAAGGAGGGAAAGGAGAGGAAGCUUAGCUCGUUGGCCCCAUAUGAUGGUUGUUUGUUGAUGUCUGCGGUUUCCAUACCGUGAUCCCAGUCCUAAAAUCAGAUCUGCAUCCAUAUGGUGCUCCUUGGAAUCAGUGGAACGUGAAGAGUUUGCCCACACAGUACCAUUUUGAGAAUGGGGCUCAUAUCUUGAACCUCUUUUUGUUUUAACUUUUAAAGGAAAACUGCAUUGCAAUAUGAAACCGCCUUUUAAUGUUAUAGGGUACAUUUUCCAAACCAAUCAAGUGAAGUACUAGCCUAAAUUCUAUUUUUACUUGGGUGCUUAGUCCACACUACAGUCUUUUGUCUGCAUAUUGAUGUCAAGGGUGUAAAUUUUAACAUAGCUAUGCCAGCAAAUGCCUCCAUGUAGAUGUGGUUGUACCGGUGCUUUUGUCACUAUAGCUUAUUUCACUUGCAGAACUGAUAUAAGCUAUACCCAUAAAACCACUUAGAUUAAUUAAGGUUACUUUAGAUUAAUUAAAGCAUCACAUUGGAAGUUGCCAUCAUGGCAAUAGAGCUGGGGGAAAAUUUGUUAAAUUUGAAGAUUAAAAAUCAGAAUUUGUAAAAUGAACAUGUUCUGAAUUUCUCCCCCUCUUGGGGAAACAAUAAAGCUGGAUUAAUUUUGUCAAGUUUCAAUUUUUUAAAGUGAAAAGGAGGGGUUGUAUUUUUUCACCCAGCCCUAUUUGUAGUGAACAACAAAGGCGUAAGAGCUGUUAUUCAAAAGCAGGGACUUUCAAAUUUGCUGCUGUAGACAGUGGGCUGAAUUGCCUCGCCAGGCCCUUGGACAAGAUGGGGAGAGCCUUGAGCAGCAUCUGUAUCGCUGGGGGUUCCAUGUCUUCCAGCUGCCCAGACCAUGCUGCAGGAUUGUUUCCAUGGUGAUAUAAAUGGCCGCUGCUGCCAUAGUGGUGGCAGCUAGAGUGCCAAGCCCCAGGGCCAUUGCACCCCAUUCCCAUCAGCAGGUCUAGCCAUGUAUAUUCUGUCCUUCAUUCAUUCAUUUUAAACUUGUUUUAGCAUUUUUACUAUGUAUUGCCUGUAAUAUCUGUCAAAACAAAACAGGAAAAUCUUGCCCCCUUUGAAGUCAGUGGGAAUCUCUUCAGUUGUUGCCAGGAUUUUACCUUAAGUAUGUAAUAAAGCAGAAAUAAAGUAUCCUCUGGACAAAGACCUCAAAAUCACCUUAAACUAAAUUAUGCAGGUAAGACUAGAGGCGUGGUCUUUGGAUCCAUGAACAUCAAGGGGGUGUCUUUUCAUUGAUUUCAAUGGGCUUUGGAUCAGGCCUUAAGGGAGUUAGUCCCCAAUGCCUGUAAGGCCCAAAUUCAGUAAGGCCCAAGGGUCUCACUCUGUGUGAAGCUCAGUUAAAAUUAAUGGUCCUACUUUUGGGGUAAGGCAACAUUCAGUCUGAGUAAGGGUCUCAGAAUCUGUCUCUAAAUAUUAGGUAACAGAGAUUCCCAUUCAGCUGUUUUUAGUCAGAUGUAAUGAUCCCUCCCAAAGAGAGCUUUGCCAGAGAUUUAAGGCCUAAAUUGCAGCAUAAACCACUAUAACUAAUCAAGGUCUUAUUCCUUCAAUAGCUUAUUGUAGGUGAGCCAUUAAAGGGAGGGAGGAAGGAAAUAUCAAGAGAGAAUAAAAUGCUCCACAUAAAUAUGCCAUUUUGAAAAGCUUUAUUAAUAUUUAUACCAACUAUUUACAAUAUACAGCUACGUCCUUUAAUAUCUUAAGAAGAAUGUUCCAGAUUUUAUGUUUAACAGAUAUUAUGCAAAACUGUUUAUAAGCAUUUAAUGAGAUAUGGAGAGUGUUAAAAGUAAUGCAGGUGCAUGUUUAAUACGUGAAUGAAGAUUCUUUUCAAGUCUACUAUAAUGCUGUAUAAAGUAAUAAAUAUUAAUAAAGUCCUUAUAAAUGGCACCUCCCUGAAAAAUACUUUCCCAUAAACAUUGCUGAUUUAAACUUUAGAUCCAGUGCUGUAGGCUGUAGUGACUCUAAAAUUGUGUGUUAUGUGGCCGUAACUUUUUAUUUUAACUUUUAGAAUCUGGUACAGAAGUUCUUACAGAUUCACUCAGUAUUGGCUCCAAUGUAAUCUCCUUUAGCAACUGCAUUAUGUUCUGUUCUUUGGUAGGUUUGGGUAACAAGUGAUGAAAAGUAACUGGCAAUAUGAUUUUGAAUUAAAUAUCUGUUCUGCAUGGUGCAGCUAAGCUCCUUUCUUGGGGAAAGAAUGAACUAGAAGCUUGCACUUGAAACUAUCUUUUGAUUUUUGCCAGCAAAGAAGCUGUUAUGUAAAAUAUGCUUCUUUUCAAAGGUUGCCAACUCCAUAGCAAGCCACAAAGCUACACUAAUCAGUACCACUGUCUCUCCUCACUACUCUGGGAUGGUCAGAUUUUAAAUUCAGAAGACAUUUAUGGGGGUAACCACAACAAUCUAAUCGCAAACAUUUCAUUCUUUCUGAAUCAUGUCAAACAUGAACCCCAGUGAUCCUUAAUUUACUGUUUUCUCAGCAUGCACCCCAUGCACAAACUAGAAUGAACGGUUGGAAAAAGGUACGCAAAUUGUGGAGUUUUUUGGAACAGGCUUUUC